ACCUCGUUCGCUCGUAACUCGCUCCGCUUCCUGGGCAGCCAUGUCUGACAAGCCCGAUAUGGCUGAGAUUGAGAAAUCCGGUAAGUCGAAACUGAAGAAAACAGAAACGAAAGAGAAAAAUCCACUGCCUUCACAAGAAACGAUUGAACAGGAGAAGCAAGCAGGCGAGUCGUAAUGAGGCGUGCGCCGCCAAUAUGCACUGUACAUUCCACGAGCAUUGCCUUCUUAUUUUACUUCUUUCAGCUGUUUAACUUUGUAAGAUGCAGAGAGGUCGGAUCAAGUUUAAAUGACUGUGCUGCCCCUUUUCACAUCAAAGAAUGGAGAACUACUGACAACGAAGCCCGCGCCUGCCUCCCAUCCGCCUGUCUGGCUGGCAGGGAAGGAAAAGAACUUGCAUGUUGGUGAAGGAGGAGGCUGGGUGGGACGACAAUGAAAUCUAGAGUAAAGAGCAAGUUGGUCCAAGGUGUCCUGCGGGCUGUAAAAUGCAGUUUAAUCAGAGUGCCAUUUUUUUGUUG
This is a messenger RNA of Lagenorhynchus albirostris (white-beaked dolphin), 515 nucleotides long. RefSeq names its product thymosin beta-4-like. The record is from RefSeq and is a predicted model, not a curated record. Gene Ontology annotation, biological process: regulation of cell migration; actin filament organization. Gene Ontology annotation, molecular function: actin monomer binding. Bases 41 to 175 code for a protein of 44 amino acids. Gene Ontology annotation, cellular component: cytoplasm. NCBI's taxonomy places the organism in Eukaryota, Metazoa, Chordata, Mammalia, Artiodactyla, Delphinidae. The transcript has a single exon.